Panicum virgatum (switchgrass) is the source of this 1164-nucleotide messenger RNA. RefSeq lists its product as uncharacterized. The transcript has 5 exons. NCBI's taxonomy places the organism in Eukaryota, Viridiplantae, Streptophyta, Magnoliopsida, Poales, Poaceae. The record is from RefSeq and is a predicted model, not a curated record. The coding region runs from base 195 to 797 and encodes 200 amino acids.
GGACGAUUCGGUUAGGAGCCGCGGCGUAAACGGUAAACCCCAACGGAGUUGGCAGCAAAGCCCCCCGCUUCUCUCCUCUCCGCUCCGCCGCCUCCGCUCCAGCGCAGCGCAGCGCAGCCAUUUCGUUCCAGUUCGCGCCGAUCCACCCAUUCCGCCGCCGCCGCGGCUCCCCUUGACGCCGCGCGCCCGCGGCCAUGGAGCGCUCCCGUGGUGAGGCGGGCGCCCCAACGCCGCCGACGCCGGCGGCGGCGGCGGCAGCGGGAGCAGGAGGAGGGGCGGCGAAGGGGAUGUCGUGCAAGGGUUGCCUCUUCUACUCGUCGGUGCUUCGGUCGCGAGAGCGCGGGCCCGUCUGCGUCGGCAUCACCCGCGCCCUUCCCCAAGUUUCUGGGCGUAUGAUUGGAGAAAUUAAACCGGAACAUAGCAAAGGAGAUUGCCAGUUUCGCGACCUUUCAUAUUUCAAAUAUGCAUGUGUUGGCUAUUCAAUAUACCUAGAUGACAAGGAAACUUCUGUCGGGGUACAUGAGAAGGCACAUGAACAGCUACCUGUUUGUUUUGGAGCUGAGAUAUUGGUAGGUAGAAGAGACCCAGUUAAUAAAGCCCCAUCUUACAAUAAGAAAGAAGCUCCUCAACCGCAUCGAUACAAGCCAGGGCAUGCAGGAGACGACUUAUUCACCAAGUUUCAGAGGAAUGCCGGGCUUGUUGCCAAUGGUGUGGCAAAGAACCUGAAGAAAGUUGGGACCUACAUCAAAGACACAAUGGGUGAUAUGAUGUACCCAGACCGGAAGCGUCCCAAAUAGAACAUAGGCUGCUCUCUAUAGAUCCUGCAGGGGAUUAGACACUAGAACCAGGGGGAGCAUGAGAUCAACCACUCCUCCAGACACCUGGAGUAGAAGUAGCCUUCUGUAGUUAUGUUGGUUUCAGGAGCUCUAGAAAAAUGGUGACGAGCUUUCACUCAUUUCAGUGUUACAAAAAACAACCAGUUGGACACUGAUAGUAGGGGCAUAAUAUUGUGUUCUCCACAUGGCCCCACUGCUCGCCCAAUUGAUUCUUGUUUCGCUGGGUUCAUCCAGUAGUGUACAGGAUGUCAUGUAAUAUGACAAACAAAACCCAUUUUGUGUCUUGUGGUAAUAACAUGAGAGCGGCAUCGCAAGCCUCAAUGCUGCA